Messenger RNA from Scophthalmus maximus (turbot), 9975 nucleotides. It is a transcript of the gene cntnap2b, whose product is annotated as contactin associated protein 2b. The record is from RefSeq and is a predicted model, not a curated record. The transcript is spliced from 25 exons. Lineage: Eukaryota; Metazoa; Chordata; Actinopteri; Pleuronectiformes; Scophthalmidae. Bases 4207 to 8154 code for a protein of 1315 amino acids.
UCCUCCGAUGAAUCAUUACAGUCAAGUCUGGAAAAACAACAUGAAAUAAGUAUUUGGACGUUGCAGUAAUAUAUUGAACAGUGUGUCGAAAAAGUGAUUGGGAUAAACUGUUUCUUUCAGCAGCACAACAACAGCAGCUGUGAUAACUGGUGAUUUGAACAUUUGGUUUAAGAUGUUUUACUAAAAUCACGUAAUAAAUGAAUACUAGCUUUUAUUACCGUAUUAAAAGGGAUAAUCCAACUCCAUAUCUGAUAGUGAAGCUGGAUCUUCACACUGACCUACUAUAACAGCAGAUCAGUACAUGAUGUAUUCUUGAGUGGGUUACAGGUAUUUUGAAUUUUUAAAAUACUUUUCAAUAUCAAAAUUCCUCUCCUCACUCUUUUUGCAACACCAAAUACUUUGACAUCUUACUGUGGCUACAUAAACCUGGUGCCAUUAUAAACACACUCAUUUGAAUUUCAACCAAAAAUUUCAACAAAAAACUGAAUAGAAAUGAAUGAAUGAACGAACAUGAAUGUAUGUUUCAUAGCACUAGGGUUAUCAGUCACUACAUCAUUCACAGUACGUUGCGUGUGGGAUCCUCUGAUGAUCUGGCAACACUAAUAUUGCAUGUGGCCUCCAUGUGCGUCACAACAAGCAACACAGCGUCAUCUCAUGGACAAUACCAGACGGGCAAUUCUUCGUGGCCUAUCAGUGACAGAUCGAUUGAUGUCCUCUCAAUCACACAGGCGGAUUAUAGUGCCGUUAGGACACCCCAUCCCACACACGACUUCUCGGCUGAGGCCCACCUGUGAAAGGUCCUUAUCAUGCUCUCUUUGUUGGAUUGAAGGUCGCAGCACACCAGGCAAAGGCGAGGUUGACUCUCGGAUCAAGACCAGUCCCCGGUUCCCCAGUUAUCGUAUAAUCCGUAGUACUGCGGCCUUUAUUACCGUGAUAAAUAUUCUGGGCAUCAAACUACUACACAAGGUGUCUGUGUUUAGUUUUGUUAUGGUGUUUUAAAUUGCCACUUUUGACAACCGCAACAGACUCAGAGCAAAUGAAACUUGUUGCAGGAAGAAUAAACGCAUACUUUUCCGUCCACUCUGCCCGGAACCCUCGGUUUUCAAUAUCAACUUGCCUGAUUUUUUGUAACCCCAUAUUUUGCCCUACAUCUGCGUGUCUCUAACUGCGUGCUUCUCUAUAACAAAGCAACCAACGCAAUAUAUGAUAGCCAUACACAGGACUGUGCUGGCGUCAUUAUGCCUGAUUAGAAGUCUCUUAAAUGUCAAACUAGAUGUUCUUGUUUUUUUAAGUGGAGUCCGCCGGUUUGUUGGCACCAGCUCUAGAUUAAUUCAUCGUAUUUCAAAAUGAGAAUAUUUCCCAAGAUCUAUUAAAAAAUGUGUUUACAAUACAGAAAUGUCCAGAUUCUAAAAAGUAUGUUAAUGUAUGCCCUCAAUACUUGGUCAGGCAUGACCAAGGCAUACGUGCCAGGCACACGUGGCAUGGAGGCUUGAUUGAAGCCCAGGUUGCUUUGAUAGUUCCUGGAAUCUUGUCUGUAUGGUUGGGUCGGUGUUUCCCAUCUUCCUCUUAGUUCAGGUCAGGUAAAAGUGACUGGCCAAUCAUGCCCAGUAAUAUCAUGGUCAGAAGACCAGUCAGUGGUAGUCCGUGCUGGUGGCUCUUGGUGCACUGACUCCAGACUCAGUCCACUCCUUGUGAAGCUUUCCCACCUUCUUGAAUCGGCUUUGGUCGACAAUCUUCUCAAGGCUGCGGCAUCCCAGUUGCUCAUGCACCUUUUCCUACAACGCUCUUCCCUUCCAGUCAAAUGAUAUGCUUCUAUACAGCGAACAGCCGGCCCUUUCAGCAAUGACUUUCUGCGGCUUAUCAGCGGACUGGGGGAAAUCGGGAUCUGGUGGUUGAUGUUCAUCUUCCCCGUCUUCCCCGUGAUUGUGGUUGCAUGCACUGAACUAGACCGAGAGAGUUCAUACUGUAUUAAAAAGAUAUUUACUCAAGCUCAGAAUGAAAUAGAAUAUUUUAAGAUUACAAUUUGUUUUGGCUUAAUUAUCAAAAUGAGAAUUUAAAAAAAAAAUCUUGAAACAUUUUAGUUUACGAGUGAUGAGACUGGGAUAUAUUAUAUUUGGACUUUCUAAGGUCUAAAGAAAUAUUGAAAUGUUAUGCUCUGCACCUGUACACUGCCAGAAGAGUCGUCACAGGCAAUUUAGGUUUAAGUGUCGUGCCCAAGGACACAUCAGCGGACUGGGGGAAGUGGGGAUCAAACCGCUGACCUCUGAGUCAGUGGAUGACCAUCUCUACCUGGAUUAGAUUAGAUUCGAUUAACCUUUUUGAAAUGAAGAAGGAGGAUAUGUUAUAGUGUCAGGGUGUUUGUCUUUAGCCACGAGGACUCAACUCAACUCGACUUUAUUGAUAUUGUCCCCGAGGGGCAAUUUGCGCUGCAGUAAGAUAUACACGCAAGACAAUUAGACUGUCCCAAGUCCCAACAAAUAUCUGUAAAAUCGAAUGGGUCUCAACCAAUUGAAAUACCAAAGCAAUGCACCAUGUUUGCAACACUGAUUUGUCUGUACCGAUGUCAAUCAAUGUCGUUGCCAACGCUGUUGCUGUUUUAACCAAUAGAAAAAUAUCAAUAAGUCAACGUGAGUCAAAGUCCAACACUGAUUCGUCUGUAUACGUGUCAAUAAAUCUCAGUGCUGUUGGUAGACUAGCCCAGCCUGACCGGACCUGCUGUGCAACGUCGGGCACUCUGGCCGUCACGCUGAAAAGAAAGUCAGAGCUUUCCAAAGAGCUCCAGGGUGUUUACAGUUUCCUUUGAAAUGUACCAGGCACUGACUAUGCUGCGUUUCGCUCACACUGCAAAUGUCCAUUUUCAGUCGCCCGAGGUGGAAAUACAAACUUAGAAAAUCAUAUUAAAAACGAGCAAAUGUAAGCGGUGGGUACAGAGUUUGAGUAACUCUGUACAGUGGCAAAUUUCGUCAGGAUGGGUCUUUCCUGAAACCUCCUUCAGAUGUUCCACCACUUGGAGAGAGCGAAAAAAAACCCAAUUCCCAAAACACGUUCUUCACCAUGAAUGAGAUUUUAAUUGUUCCAAAUAAAUAAAUAGGAAGCAAGAUGUGUUGUCUUAAAGUCUAUUAAUCUACUGAGAGUGAGACUGGGGCGAGACCGAAGUAAAUUACAGUAUCCGCUGUGCAUUGCUCUCUCUCCCUCUUACGCCAUGUUCACCUUUUUAAUGGUUACCGCUCACCUGGGCGUACGCCUACAAUCACAAAUUAAUAUAUCAAUAAAUUAUAUUUAACUUAAAUGCGGCUCUUACACGCCCCUAAUUGCUCUUUUUUAGAAUCAAGUACUUGAAUUAAAUACAACAAGGGAGCCGAUAAUACAUAAAAAAAUUAAUGUUAAAAACAAAACAAAAAAACCCGGAAAAUGUUAUUUUCAGAUUGAAAUCCCAAUAGUUUAAAGCAUGUCUGUUCUGGUUAACAUGUUUAUAUUUUUGUAUUAACAUUAUAGGCCACUAAAGGUUGUGUAUCUUAAAAAGGCUGAAUAGCCCAAAAUAUUUUAUUUUUAGUUUUUUUAUUCAUUUUAUUUACGGGCCACAAAGGGACACCUCAUUCAUUUCUUAAAGCUGAAGAAGACACUUUUUUGUAUUUAAAUUUUUUUUCUUCUUCGAGUUAUAUAUAUACAUAGACCACAAAAUAUUUCUAGGACCUACCUUGUUUUGUUGGGGGAACAAAGCUGACAAAGAAUGUGUCACAGAAUGUGUCUGACAAUAAACAAAUUAAUAUGUUCUAUUACCACAAUACAAUCCUUGUGUUUUGUGUUGUUAUAAAAUUGAAUUUUUCAAAUAAAGUUUUGGUUGAUCGUGGGAGAAACAAUUUUUCAUUUGCUGUGGCACUAUCCAUGGUGCUGAUGAAAUAUUCAAUUAAAUAAACUCUCUGUGGGUUUGCCAUAAAAUUAAAGUGUCCCAAUAUAAUCACUGCACGUUAGUGUCAUGUAACCAACCCUGUAGUUUCUUUGUUCCCCAUCAUCUGGUUUGUAGUACUUAUCUGACCUUUGACCCCACCUUUACAAAUCGGCCAUCUAGUCUGUCAGAGACAAUGACGCGCAGGUCAGCCAUUGCGUUUCGCGUUCGCUGCACGAUAAAAAGAAAGCGGAGGAGGCGCCGCACCGAGAGACGCCCGGAGCCGCCGCACCGUCUCCGUCCGAGCGAAUCCUCCGAAGAUGUCUCGGGUGUGCGCGCUGCUGUUGCUGCCUGCGCUGAGUAGCAUCAUCAGCACCUCCAGCGCUGCAUCCUCAGUGUCCCGGAGGUGUGAGGACAGCUUGGCCACUCCUCUUCCCUACAGCUCCUUCACCAGUUCAUCAGUGUAUGCACGAGGAUAUGGAGCCGGUUAUGCCAAACUCAAUCGGAAACAAGGUUCUGGAGGCUGGUCCCCCCUGGAUACAGACCACUACCAGUGGUUACAGGUGGACCUGGGUUCUAGGAAGCAGGUGGUUGCCAUAGGGACCCAGGGUCGUUAUAGUAGCUCCGACUGGACCAGCAAGUAUCGGCUGCUUUACAGUGACACUCCAAAAAACUGGAGGCCUUAUCUACAAGAUGGAAACAUCUGGACAUUUGAGGGGAACGGGAAUAGUGAGGGCGUGGUCCGCCAUGAGUUGCAGCACGCCAUCCUGGCGCGCUACAUUCGCUUCAUCCCACUGGACUGGAGCCAGGAGGGACGCAUCGGAGUACGUCUGGAGCUCUACGGCUGCUCAUACUGGGCAGAUGUGAUCAGUUUUGACGGCCAUGGGAUCAUCUCCUACCGCUUCAGGAGUAAGAAGAUGAAGAUUGUGAAGGAUGUCCUCUCCUUGAAGUUCCGGACCACGGCUAGAGACGGGGUCCUGCUCCACGGAGAAGGACAGCAGGGAGACUACAUUUCCCUGGAGCUGCGCAGGGCGAGACUACAGCUCAGCCUCAACUUAGGCAGCAACCAGUACGGUUCCAUUCAGGGUCACACCUCUGUGGUCAGCGGGAGCUUACUGGAUGAUGACCACUGGCACUCAGUUGUCGUCGAGCGCUACCGCAGGAAUGUCAACUUCACCCUUGACCACCACACUCAGCAGUUCAGGACCAAUGGAGAGUUUGACCAUCUGGACCUGGACUACGAGAUCAGCUUCGGCGGGCUGGCUGUGUCGGCGAAGCCGAGCUCGGGAGGCAGGGAGAACUUUGUGGGCUGCAUGGAGGGAAUCACCUACAACGGAGACAACAUCACCAACCUGGUCCGCAGGAAGAAGGUGGACACGUCCAGCUUCCGUAACCUGACAUUCUCCUGCGCCGAGUCCAGUUCCUUCCCUGUCUUCUUCAACUCCACCUCCUUCGUGCGGCUGCCGGGUCAGAGCGACAGCGACACCCUGUCAGUCAGUCUGUCUUUCAGGACGUGGAACCCCAACGGCCUGCUGAUGUUCACGGCGCUGGUCGACGGCUGGGUGGAGGUGGGACUGACGGAGGGCAAGGUCACCGUCUACAUGAAUGUGACGCAGAGGAAAAACACACGUAUUGACAUCUCCUCAGGCUCAGGUCUGAAUGAUGGCCAGUGGCACAGUGUCCACCUGAAUGCCCUGGAGAACUACGCGAUGCUGACAGUCGACGGAGAUGAAGCCUCCACAGUCAGAACAGCCAUCCCCAUCCAAAUCCAGACUGGAGGAACAUACUACUUUGGAGGCUACUUCAUGCACACUAACACCAGAUCACCUCAGCGCUCCUUCCAGGGCUGCAUGCAGAUGAUCCACAUAGACGACCAUCUAGCUGAUCUCCGGGCUGUGGAGCAGGGCCACAUUGGAACCUUUGAAAACGUCAGCCUGGACAUGUGCGCCAUUGUCGACAGGUGUGUUCCCAACCACUGUGAGCACGGCGGUCGCUGUUCCCAGACGUGGGACACAUUCAGCUGCAACUGCAGUGGCACUGGAUACACUGGAGCUACCUGCCAUACCUCCAUGUAUCAGCAGUCCUGUGAGGAGUAUAAACAUCUGGGGAAGAGCUCAGGGAGCUACUGGGUUGACCCAGACGGCAGUGGAUCUAUCGCCCCCUUCAGAGUCAGCUGUGACAUGACAGAGGAAAAGGUUUGGACCACAGUGAAGAACAACCUGUCUCCUCAGACUUCAGUCAGCAAUGCAGACCAGGAAGGGAAGGCAGUGCUGCAGAUCACUUACAACGUGACUGAUGAACAGGUGUUGUCCAUCACUGGAAAUGCAGAGUACUGUGAACAGUAUGUAGCCUAUGCCUGCCGAAUGUCCCGUCUGCUCAACUCUCCAGAUGGUGUCCCGUUCACCUGGUGGGUAGGACGGGCCAAUGAGAGGCAUUCCUACUGGGGGGGUUCAGGACCAGGGAUACAGAAGUGUUCCUGUGGUAUCGAACACAACUGCACUGACCCCAAACACUACUGCAACUGUGACGCUGACCUGCGCUCCUGGAAGGAGGACUCCGGCCUGCUGGUGUAUAAAGACCAUUUGCCAGUCAGUCAGGUUGUGGUUGGUGACACAAGCAGAGCUGGAUCUGAGGCCAAACUGACAAUAGGGCCACUCAAAUGCCAGGGCGACCGGAACUACUGGAAUGCGGCGUCCUUCACCAGCCCCGCCUCGUCUCUUCACUUCCCUUCGUUCAGAGGUGAAACCAGCACUGACAUCUCCUUCUACUUUAAGACGUCCUCCACUCAUGGUGUCUUUCUGGAGAACCUGGGAACCACUGACUUCCUGCACAUUGAGCUCAGAGGAGGCUCGGUGGUCUCCUUCUCUUUUGACGUGGGCAGUGAGCGGGUGGAGCUCAGUGUCCGCUCGCCGGUGCCUCUGAACGACGACCAGUGGCAUCGUGUGGAGGCUGAGAAGAACGUCAAGGAGGCGGCGCUGCAGCUCAAUGGACAGUACAGAGAGGUCAGACCCACCCCACCGCAGGGACACACGAAACUGGAGUUCUACAGGGAGCUGUAUAUUGGUGCCUCGAGUGGCCGGAGGGGUUUCUUGGGCUGCAUGCGGGCCCUGAAGGUAAACGGUGUGACCUUUGACCUGGAGGAGAGGGCAAAGGUGACCCCCGGGGUCAGUCCGGGCUGUCAGGGCCACUGCAACAGCUACGCGAUGCACUGCAGGAACGGCGGGAAGUGCGUGGAGCAGUACAACGGGUACUCCUGCGACUGUUCCCUCACUGCGUACGAUGGGCCCUUCUGCACCGACGAUGUGGGCGGCUACUUUGAGACUGGGACCUUGGUGCGUUACGACUUCCUGCCGGAGGCGGGACCCGUCGCGCCGCGAGAAGUGAAGAGUCUAUCGGGUGUUGGUGUUCCCAGCGAGGCCAACCUGACUCAGGAGGAGCUGGUGUUCAGCUUCAGCACCUCCAGCACUCCCAGUAUCCUGGUCUACAUCAGCUCUAGGACUCAAGACUACCUGGCCGUGGUGCUCAGGCACAAUGGCACUCUACAGAUCCGCUACAGUCUCGGGGGGCUAACAGAACCCCACACCAUUGACGUUGACCAUCGCAACCUGGCAAAUGGACAGCCACACUCUGUCAACGUAACAAGGAACUUAAGAGAGAUACGAAUACAGCUGGACCACUACCCAGUGUACACAUACACCCUGCCCGGGGCCUCGGACAUCCACUUCAACUUGGUCAAAAGCAUCUUUCUCGGAAAGGUCUUCGAAACAGGACAGAUUGACCCCAUCCUCAUCGAGCGCUACAACACGCCGGGCUUCGUGGGCUGUCUGUCGAGAGUUCAGUUCAACAGCGUGGCACCUUUGAAAGCCGCGCUGCGCUCUGGCCUGGCAGCGCCCGUCAGCACCCACGGGAUUCUGGUCCCGUCCAAUUGUGGAGCCUCUCCGCUGACCAUCUCCCCCAUGGCUUCAGCUAGUGACCCCUGGCACGUGGAAGCAGCUGGAGUGGUUUUCCCCUUCAAUGAGGACAAAUCCAGUGGAGAUGGAGUGGAUCGCAACUUUGCCAUAAUUGGAGGCAUCAUCUCCAUAGUGAUCUUCGCCGUCCUGUGCAUCAUGGUGUUUGUGAUCCGUCACAUGUUCCGUCACAAAGGCUCCUACCACACGAACGAGGCCAAGGGGGCGGAGUCAGCGGACUGUGCUGACGCGGCGAUCAUCGUCAACGACCCGGCAUUCACCGAAACCAUCGACGAGAGCAAGAAGGAGUGGUUCAUCUGAACCCCUCCCCCGACAACAUGGACACAUGACGUUAGGAUGUAUGUAGUUUUCUAAGCAUAGGGAGUAGUAGUGAGGUGACCACCUGUGGAACCUUGAGGGUGUGCCGAGCGGUUUAUUUAAAAAAAACUUUAUGGACAACGGACACCGAGGCAUUGCAGCGUGGGCGUGAAAGCACAGGGCGAAAGCGCUGCCUGGCAGAGCCCACUGAGCCUUCAUAUGGUGUAGAGGACAGUGCCAUACAGGCCAUGGAUGAGUGAAUGUGUGUCAUUAGUUGAGUUUUUUGAAAAUAUUAUUUAUUUUAAUUUCAUAACUUUUGUAAUUUAUUAAUUUAUUCAUAUUAAAGUCAUAUAUUUUUUUCAUUUAAGUUAUUACAUUAUGUAUAUGUUAAUAUCUGAAGGCCUCUGUGCAUUGUGCUGAAAUUUCAGAUUAAUGGUAAUAAUAAUUAUGAAUCCAUUAAUCCCAAUAACCCUCCACAGGUGUAGCAAUGACCAUUAACUUCAGUUUUUUUUAUAUUAAAAAUCAUGUUUAAUAAUUUGCCUUAUUUAUCUCAGUACGGUUUAAUUUAAGCCUUAAGACUGAAAACUUUGGUGUGUGUGUGUGUGUGUGUGUCUGUGUGUGUGUGCACUGACUGGCUUGCUUGCCUGUAAAGAAGCCAUUGCUUAGUCUUCAUCAUUUGGACUAAGACCCGGGGAGAAGGAAACGUCACACCUCUAUUUAUUUUUGCAUCUGCAUUUCUGACUUUGUCUCUUAAUGACUUUUGAUCAUCGAUUGUUGACAAAUUUAUCGAUGAAUCUUUUGUUUAUACUGCUUUUGCUGCCAAAUGAGUUCAGUGUUUAACUUUUGAGGAAAGAACCGAGUCCUGUCAGUCCACAAGAGGUCAACUCACCGGUUUGACUAUUACAAUUUGUAUUAUUAUUAAUAUUAUUAUUAUACAUUUUUCUUGGUGCAUUCAGUACAAAGACAGGGGGUGAAAAAGUUUAGCUUAGUACAAAGACUGACAGCAGGUUAACACUGCUCCAUCACAAGUGAUGCAAUGUCCAACGACUUCAAUGUAGUCUGAUUCACUCUGACAGUAGAUCAAGACAGGGCUAUCGUGAAGACACAAUAUAAAUCUAUCAGUACUUGCGCUUGUAAAUGAGAGCCGAGAACAGCAGAGAAUUGUGUAAACGCCCAUUGCACAUUGACCAUAAACAAUACAAACAAUUACUGGGUUUGGACAUAGUCAUAUUUCACCACAGUUUCACCGUGCUCCCAGGCCCCGUGCUUUGCUAUGGGCUAAAUACAUCCUGGACAUUUUAGUACUGGAUGGCAGAUGAUGAAAUGAGAUGAGAUGGUGAUGAUAUGAUGAUAUUUUUCACUCCUCUUUGUGGUUGAGCUUCAGGUUCCUGAUGGGCACAGCUACACUAACUCUGAAGAUGGACCGACAGGACUCUCUGAGUUCUGGAUACUUCUAAUGCCUGUCCUUUAAAAAACCUGAGCUAUGUUUUUGAUUUUCAUGAAAUGAGAUGAGGUUUCUGAAAAAGAAUGUUUGCUACCCACAUAUAAACCUAUGGCUUAAUUACGUCCUGACAUUUGAUUGUAUUGGAUCUGUAUUCUUUUUGACUGCACUGCUGUGUAAUGGCAUGCUGUUGACACGGAAUGACACGCAUUUCUGUCUGGCGAGCCACUCUUGCGUCACAUCGCUUUUUCUUCGUGUUAUAUGUAUGAAACUUUGCCUAACUGUUCUCCAUUUUUCUAGCUGAUUUAUCAUUCUUUGUGCUUUUCUCCUUGUCUUGGCAUUCCUCUCAAAAAGACCAGUAAAAUAUGAGUAGAAAAUGUUAA